Molecule: messenger RNA, 543 nt
Organism: Oncorhynchus nerka (sockeye salmon)
Lineage: Eukaryota; Metazoa; Chordata; Actinopteri; Salmoniformes; Salmonidae
Gene: coa4
Product: cytochrome c oxidase assembly factor 4 homolog, mitochondrial
Exons: 2
Coding region: 109-363 (84 amino acids)
Biological process (GO): mitochondrial respiratory chain complex IV assembly
Cellular component (GO): mitochondrial intermembrane space
Source: RefSeq, a predicted model, not a curated record
CUUUCCUGUCCGUUCUUUACAUACGUCCCCCAUGUUAUGAAAUUCACGGGGGUAAUGUGAAUGUAUUCAACUCUAGGAAAAACAUUCCAGACAGAACUGCCUUAGGCAAUGGCCUCCCCUUCACCCCACGACCGGAGUCAUCGCCCCAGCGAGGACCAGGAUGAGGAGGACCCAGUGGACCAGAUGAUCAGCAGGACAGGAUGUGGGGAGCUGCACUACGCCGUACAGGAGUGUAUGGCCGAGCACCAGGACUGGAGGAAGUGUCAGACUCAGGUCCAGACCUUUAAAGAAUGUAUGAUGACCUUCCAGAAGGCCCGGAAGGAACAGCUGAGGAAGCAGAGGUCGUCUACAGAGUCGGCCUAGAAGAGCAUCGGGUGGUUUGGGUGUUUUCUUAUCUGGACUGAUAACUGAGAUAUCAACGUUUUAGUUUCGCCGCUGACAUUAUAAUUGGUUAACGUGUCUAAAACAAAUGGUGGAUCGCAACUGAGAUUUUUUGGGCUACAGCCCAAGACUGGAUCCGUGCUGACUGGGUCCCGUGCUGAC